Saccoglossus kowalevskii is the source of this 720-nucleotide messenger RNA. RefSeq names its product methionine aminopeptidase 1-like. Gene Ontology annotation, biological process: proteolysis. Gene Ontology annotation, molecular function: metalloaminopeptidase activity. Gene Ontology annotation, cellular component: cytosol. NCBI's taxonomy places the organism in Eukaryota, Metazoa, Hemichordata, Enteropneusta, Harrimaniidae. The record is from RefSeq and is a predicted model, not a curated record.
AUGGCGGACUGCGGCGAGGAAGGUACCACGAGGAUAUGUGAAACAGUCGAUUGUCAAAAGCCAGCAAAGUUACAGUGUCCAACUUGUAUCAAACUUGGAAUUCAAGGGUCUUUCUUUUGCUCACAGGAAUGUUUCAAAGCGAAUUGGAAUGAACAUAAGAAGAUACAUAAAAAGGAGAAAGAAAGACAGAAAGAAGGAGAAAUUAAUAAAAGAUACAAUCCAUGGCCUGGUUAUGUUUUUACCGGAAAGUUGAGACCUUUCCCCACAACACCAAAGCGAGAUGUGCCGUACCAUAUACCAAGACCAGACUACGCAGAUAACCUUGAAGGAUAUCCUGCAAGUGAAAUGGAGAUGAGAGGUAACUCACAAAUCAAGCAGCUAAAGAAAGACGAAAUUGAAAGUCUAAGAACUGCAUGCAGGUUGGGACGCGAGGUACUGGAUAUUGGAGCUAAGGCUAUAGCUGUUGGCGUGACAACCGAUGAGAUAGAUAGAAUCGUGCAUGAAGCUUGCAUUGAAAGAAACUGUUAUCCCUCUCCACUAAAUUACUACAACUUUCCAAAGUCGUGUUGUACGUCUGUUAAUGAAGUCAUCUGUCAUGGAAUUCCAGAUAAAAGACCAUUGCAAGAUGGUGAUAUAGUAAAUAUGAUUUCUCUAGCAUCUGAGAUUGACAUUUCAGUCCUUGAAAUCAAGAAACAUGGAGUUUGUCAUCCAAAACCAUGA